Tetrahymena thermophila SB210 is the source of this 3909-nucleotide messenger RNA. RefSeq names its product transmembrane protein, putative. The record is from RefSeq and is a predicted model, not a curated record. Lineage: Eukaryota; Ciliophora; Oligohymenophorea; Hymenostomatida; Tetrahymenidae. The transcript is spliced from 3 exons.
AUGUUUAUAGAAAUCUUUUUCACGAAAUAAACAAUUAAAUAUAUAUUUAGAUAUUAAUUAAAAGAUUAAUAAUCUAUAGAGAAUAUUAAAGAAGUAUAAUAAGUUAAUAAGUAACAUAAAUAAAUGUCUUUCAAUAAAAGGAGAAAUUAAUUUUUACUUUUAUUGUGCUACUUAUUUAUUUUUUAAUUAGCACAAACUGAAGAUUCUGAUUAAAUUCUUUUAAAUGACUUACGAGAUUAAGAAUUGAAAUCUAAUUAUGAAAAUUCUAAGUUUUUAGUUGAAAAAUCAGAUAAAAUAAAUAAAUUUAUUGAUAUUUACUACAAGAAUACCUAAAACUAAUAUAUUGAGUUUUUCAUCAACUAAUCCGAUGUCUUAGAAUAAAUAUAAUCGACCGAAACAUAAUUUAUCAUUUAUUUUGAAGACUUUCUAAUGAUAUGUUAAAAAAAUGGAAGACAUUAUUAAAUAAACAAUUCGAAGUAAAUAUAAAAUGAAAGCGCUAAAAAUCUAUUUAUUAGAGCUUACUGUUUAGAUUAAUAUCUGGUUUUUACCUUUUUAAGUUAAGAAAGUCAGCCAUUUUUGAAAGAAACUUAAAUUAAAGAAGAAUAGAGCAUAAUAAUAAGUUUAUUAAAAAUUCCAACUAGAAUUGAAGGCUAAAAAAUAUUAGGAUAUUUAAUCUCUGAUGAGGGAAAUCAUUCAAAUUAUGAAUCACCCAAAAAACCUGAUGAUAAUUAAUUUAUCGAGGUUUUCACUAAUUAAUUUUAUAUCAGAUAGUAAUUAAUUUCAACUUAUAAAAGAAAUAAAGAAGAUAAUUCAUAAAAUAGUAUUGCUUUUUCUUUUCUAAAAGGUAGAAAUUUAGGUUGUAGGAGUUGUAAUAACAACAAUAAUGGCAAUAAUGGCAGUAACUACAAUAAUGGUAAUAACGGUAAUAACUACAAUAAUAAUAACUAUAAUAAUAAUAAUAAUUCUUGCAAACCUUCUGAAUACUAUGAUCCUAAAAAUUGGAAUAAGUAAGGUAGAUCUUACUCUCACUGCUUUCCUUGCGAUUAAAGCUGUGCUACCUGCAGCGGAAGUGGUCCAAAUGCAUGUUCAAGUUGCAAAAAUUUAUAUUUUUUGGCUAAUAACUAAUGCCAAUUGUGUCAAGUAAAGAAUGGAAAAUAUUAUGAUUAAAAGUAAUAGACUUGUAAUAAUUGCAUACCCAAUUGCUAAAUAUGUUAAGAUAAUUCUACUUGCUAAACAUGUAAUUCUGGUUAUUAAUUAAAUUCUAAUAAAAAUUCUUGUGACUAAAUCUAAAAUAGUUGCCCAAAAACUAAUUAGUAUAAGUAUUAAGGUACUUGUUAAGAUUGCGAUUAAUCAUGUUAAUAAUGCUCUGGAUCUGGACCUACAAAUUGUACAUAAUGUAAACCUAACUAAUAUUUAGAUUCUGAUAAUUCAUGUAAGGACUGUGAUCAAUCUUGCAAUUCAUGUACAGGUUCAGGAUCAAAAAACUGUGUUUAGUGUUACACUGCAUAUUUUUUAACUUAAGAUAAUGAAUGUGUGACAUGUAACAGUCCUGGAUUCUAUAUAAGCUAAUAAAACUGUUUAAAAUGUGAUUCCUCUUGCUUAUAAUGCUCGGAAUCUUCCAAUAAUUGUAUUGCUUGUUAAUCAAAUUUACUUUACAAUUCUUCAAAUAAAACAUGCAAAAGUGAAUGUGAUGAUGGAUUUUUUCAAUCAGGAUCAGAAUGCUUGCCUUGUGAUUAAUCUUGCAGCACUUGUUCAGGCUCACAAACAUAAUGUACAUAAUGUGCUCCUAACUACUUCUAAUUCGAUGGGAGCACUCUCUGCAGAUAAUGCUAAAGCAAUUAAGUUUAAUAAAUCUAAAAUUGUGUUAAAGUAUCAUAAUAAUGUUAAUUAAAUUAAAUAACUCAAAAAUAUGAACAAGUUUCAAUUUGCAACUAAUGCGCUGGCACUAUGGUGUUAUAAAAUAACUAAUGCAUUUAGUCUUGCUCUCUAAUAGCUCAAAACUAUGUUUACAAUGAAACUCUAUAAAGCUGUCAAUGCUCUAGUUCUUAUCCAUUUUAAUAUAAAUAACCAGACGGUUCUAUUUUGUGCAGUGCUAAUUAAAUGUAGGGAUCCUUUUGCAAUAGCAGCAAAAUCUGUUCUCCUUGCUCUAUAUAAAAUUGCUAGACAUGCAAUUCAGAUAUAAGUAUUUGUGAUCUUUGUCAAAAUAAUUACUAUCUUUGGUAGAGCAAUUGCAAACCUAGCUGUGAUUCAAGCAACGGUCUUCAAAUUUCAGCUUCAAAAACCUAAUGUGAAUGUCUUAAAAACUAUUUUUUUUCAGCAACUUAAAAAUCUUGUAUAUUAAGACUAGCGAUAACUUAAAUAAAAUUAUCAAAUAAUUCCGAAUACAACAUAAUAACUGUUGUUUUUAAUAGAAUUCCUUUCCCUGAAGAAAAAAGUUUAAUGAGUUUACUUAUAGACCCUAAUAAACUCACAUUAAACAAAGAUUAUGUGAUAGUUUCUUAAUAGUUGGUUGACUAAAACCUUAUUUUUUAAGUCAGCGUAUAAAAUAACUUGAAAGUUAGCUAAUUUGUAAUCAAUUAUAAUAAUUAGCAAGAAAAGUAUGAAGUGCAAAAUACAAUAUUAACAUCUCAGUAUGUUAAUUAGAAAUUACAAGGUAUGCAAGACACCAUGUAAAGUGUUAAUAGUGCUGGAUAAACCCUUUCUCCUUAAGAAGGUGCUGCUUUCAUGAUAGUAAAAACACUAAAAAACUUUUAAAUUUUGUGUUUGCUUUCUAAUUUUGUUUAGAUAUUAGGUCCUCUGAUCAUUUUCAAAGCUUAUUUGCCACAGCUUGCUUAUGUAGGUACUCUGCUGGGGGCAUCAUUUAUAUUUAAUAAGAUUCCAGACUCAAGUGUUCUUAGUAACAAACAGAGCUCAUCAUAGAGCAACGAUGUAUAACAAACAAGUUAAUCCUUAUUUGAGUAAAUAGGCUUUAGCGAUAAUAUAUAUUAGAGUUUACUCAUUCCUCAUCUACUUCUUAUUUUAGCAGUUGUCAUCACUUUACUAUGUUUAUUUGCUAGAUGGGUUAUGAGAGGAAAACAAUAUACAAUAACAGUAGUAAAUAUUUUAAUUAAUACCAUGUCUUCACUGCACUAAGGAUACAUAACCUGUACCUUAUUCAGUAUUUUCUAUGCACUUCAAAAUUCUUCUCAAAAGCAAUAUGCUAUUUUAUAAUUAAUAUUCCACAUAGUCUUCGUCAUCUUAAUUGCUUGCAUUAUGUUUAAGCUUGAUGGAUUACAAAUAUAAAAUAACAUGCCAAACUUUAUACUUAAUUUGAAUGUCAAAUCAAAAGGAUGGAAAAGUUAUUUGCUUAUGAGCUAUGCUAAAAAAUAUGCAUGUAUCCUUUUAAUACUUUUUCUCUAGUAAAAUCCUUUCUUUUGUGGAAUAAUUAUAUCAAUCAUAUUCUCCUGCUUUGCUUUAUAUCUACUCUAUUUUAGAUUUUUCACUCAUCCCUUUUUUACAGUUUAUAAAAUUAUUUAAGAAUUAGUUAUUUCUUUGGCAUUUAUUUUGUUCUCAAUUUGUGUUAAAAAACAAAUAGACAUGCUAAAUGAAGAUGUUAUCUCUGAUGAAGAUAUUAUUAAUGUAAGUAAAUUUAGCUUAAUUGUGCUUAUUUUAUUUGGAGUUUGCUUAAUAAUAAGUUUUCUCUUAUUCUUAAUUAGAACUACAGUAUAAAUCAUUACUGUUGUUUAGUAAAUAAGAAAAUAUUUUGAUGAAAGAAAAAAGAGAAGAUUAAGUAAUUUUGAUGUAGAAUCUUUGCUUCAAUCAAUAGAAAAUUAAAAAUAAAACACAACCCUUGGCAAUAAUAUUAAUUCUACUUCAAAAUAUAAACCAAAGCUAGCAAAUCAAUAAUAUCUAACUAAUGAAUCAUUAUGA